Messenger RNA from Cornus florida, 2296 nucleotides. Its product is annotated as protein DETOXIFICATION 46, chloroplastic. Gene Ontology annotation, molecular function: antiporter activity; xenobiotic transmembrane transporter activity. Gene Ontology annotation, cellular component: membrane. Gene Ontology annotation, biological process: transmembrane transport. Lineage: Eukaryota; Viridiplantae; Streptophyta; Magnoliopsida; Cornales; Cornaceae. The coding region runs from base 204 to 1910 and encodes 568 amino acids. The transcript is spliced from 14 exons. The record is from RefSeq and is a predicted model, not a curated record.
UAUUUUACUCCCUCUCUCAAAAAAAGAAAAAAAGAAAAAAGCCCUUUUAUGUAUUUCUAUAAUUUAUAUACAUUUUGGAGGGAGUAUGAGAGUAUCAUUUUAAGAGUUUCUGACUUCGAACUUCAAUUUCUCAGGCGGCGAAGCUUUUUACGGGGGCUCUUCGCUCAAUUCAAUCUUUCUCUCAUUCUAAUUGUUGGUAGAAAAUGAAUCUGAAAAUCCCAAUUCAUUACUCUAAUAUUUCAAUUCAAAACCCUAAUUUCAAACAACACACUACAUUUCCAGCAUCUUUCAAUCAAUCCAAUCUUCUUUACUCUUCUUCGCAUCGCCAUCGCAAUUCUCGAAUUCUAUUAAGUCUCCGGAUCUCCAAGACAGCGACUAAUAAUCGCCGGAGACUAUUUAUCAGUGCUUGCGUUAGUCCAGGUCAAGAAAUUCUCAGCGAAGAACUCGAAAUUAGAAAUGGUGAGAACAUCGCUUCUUGUUCAUCAAUUGAAGAAGAAGAAAGAACAGAAACAACGGAGAUGGUUUCGCCUAAAAAUGAAGAGUUUGUGGCGAAUGAGGGCAUUUGGAGUCAGAUGGUAGAGAUUGUGAAAUUUGCAGGGCCAGCUACUGGAUUGUGGAUAUGUGGGCCCUUGAUGAGUCUCAUUGACACUGUAGUCAUUGGUCAAGGAAGUUCAAUCGAGCUUGCUGCUUUAGGGCCCGGGACGGUGCUUUGUGACAAUAUGAGUUACGUGUUUAUGUUCCUUUCAAUCGCUACUUCGAAUAUGGUUGCUACUUCGCUUGCCAGUAAGAGUAAAGAUGAAGUACAACAUCAGAUAUCUAUUUUGCUUUUUGUUGGGUUGACUUGCGGGGUGUUAAUGCUUUUCUUUACAAGGUUCCUGGGUGCUUGGGCACUAACCGCUUUUGCUGGGCCAAAGAAUGCGCAUAUAAUACCUGCAGCAAAUUCAUAUGUUCAGAUUAGAGGCUUUGCAUGGCCCGCAGUACUUGUUGGAUGGGUGGCUCAAAGUGCAAGUCUUGGCAUGAAGGAUUCGUGGGGACCUUUGAAGGCUUUGGCAGUUGCCAGUGCUGUGAAUGGUGUUGGUGAUGUCGUCCUAUGCUCAUUCUUAGGCUAUGGUAUUGCCGGAGCUGCAUGGGCAACAAUGGUGUCACAGGUUAUUGCUGGUUAUAUGAUGGUUGAAGCUCUGAACAAGAAAGGGUAUAAUGCUUUUACCAUCUCUGUCCCAUCAGCCAGUGAACUUCUGCAAAUAUUCAUGCUUUCUGCUCCAGUGUUUGUAACAAUGAUGUCGAAGGUGGCCUUUUAUUCUCUCAUUGUAUAUUUUGCUACGUCUAUGGGCACACACACUGUUGCCGCUCAUCAGAUCAUGAUUCAAAUGUACAGCAUGUUUGCGGUAUGGGGUGAGCCUAUCUCUCAAACAGCUCAAUCAUUUAUGCCUGAGUUGAUCUAUGGAGCUAACCGAAGCUUGGCAAAGGCUCGAAUGCUGUUAAAGUCACUGCUGAUAAUUGGAGUACUGAGUGGGUUGAUAUUAGCAUCUAUCGGAACAUCUGUUCCCUGGUUGUUCCCCAAUUUUUUUUCACCUGAUCCUGAGGUCAUACAGGAGGUGCAAAGGGUGUUGAUUCCAUACUUCAUGGCGUUGUCUGUGACACCUUGUGUUCAUAGCCUAGAGGGGACAUUGUUGGCUGGAAGAGAUCUUAAAUUUAUUAGCUUAUCAAUGAGUGGAUGCUUUUCUUUGGGCACGCUCUUCCUCAUGUUCAUGAGCAGUAGAGGAUUUGGUUUGCCAGGUUGCUGGUUUGCCCUCGUAGGAUUUCAAUGGACUCGAUUUCUUAUUGCUUUCCGGCGCCUUAUUUCACCUGAUGGCGUACUUUACUCCGAGGAUUUGACCCGGUAUCAACCUGAGAAGCUGAGAGCUGCAUAAUCUUGGAUCCUAUGAAAACCGAUGAUACAAUCUCAAGGUCCUGGUAAGGAUGCAAAAUUUCAUGCUGCCAGAUUAUACUGCGUUCAAGAAUCACAAAAUUUGUGCAUGCAACACUUUUAUUCAAGUUGCCAGAGAUCAAGCCGCCAUUAUCAUGAAACCUUUGAUAAGGGUAAAGUUAAACAGCAAAUUAUAAUAAUUUAUCGUGGUUUUAUAAAUUUUUUGUUGGCUUCUGUAUUCAACAGGAAAGUUGUUCAUGUAUUAAGGUGGUUCAAGGAAAUGAUUCCUCGGAAGUUUAGGAUGACGGUAAAACAUUUGUUAUCAUUAUUAUACAGUUCUAUCAAUGAUAAACGGAGUCCAUAAUGCCAAUAUAUAUCCCUUCCCAGUUC